Python bivittatus (Burmese python) is the source of this 1259-nucleotide messenger RNA. RefSeq names its product phospholipase A and acyltransferase 3-like. Gene Ontology annotation, molecular function: A2-type glycerophospholipase activity; glycerophospholipid phospholipase A1 activity. Gene Ontology annotation, cellular component: cytoplasm. Lineage: Eukaryota; Metazoa; Chordata; Lepidosauria; Squamata; Pythonidae. Gene Ontology annotation, biological process: N-acylphosphatidylethanolamine metabolic process. The record is from RefSeq and is a predicted model, not a curated record.
UUUCACUUCCCAUCCGUGCCGUUAGUUGCCUUCAGGCAGGAUCCCCCAAAACACGUCCUGCUCGGGCCUCAUCGGAGCUCCCGCCGUCUCCCAUGCUCAGGGCUGCGGCCCCAAAUUGCUGGAGACGAAGUUGCAUCAAACACAGAUAUGAGCGACCGACUGUCCUGGCUGAACGAGGUGGAUCUGGAGCCUGGGGACUUGAUUGAGAUCUUCCGGCCAGUCUACCAGCACUGGGCGGUCUAUGUGGGCUUGGGCUACGUGGUCCAUCUGGCUCCACCAAGUGAAGUUGCUGGAGCAGGAGCAGCCAGCUCCAUGUCCGUUUUUUCUGACCGAGCAGUGGUGAAGAAGGAACUGCUGUCAGAUGUGGUCGGGACAGAUAACUUCAAAAUCAGCAACAAGCAUGACGCCAAGUACCCUGUCCGGCCCACGAACCAGAUUAUUUCUCUGGCACAGGAGAUGGUGGGCAAAGUUGUGAGAUACAAAAUCACCAGCAAGAAUUGUGAGCAUUUUUCCAACAACCUGCGCUAUGACGUGGCCAGAAGUGAUCAAGUCCGAAACUUGGCCUGGAUGGUAGGAAUUGUAGGAAGUAUGGCCCUGUUUGGCCUUUCUACCAUCUGAAGAUUUAGCAAGGAAAGCUUUAGCCUGUCUGAAAAGUCACAUUCUCAAAUAUUUUAUUGUCUGCUGUCUGUCUCUUUUCCUCUCUCUCUGCCUUCUUUUCUUUUGCAUUAAUCCACAUGAGAAAUGAGUUUCUUAAAAGAAAACACAGAUGCUUGGUGCUCUCCUCCCCAACUCCCAGUUUCAGUCACAGCUUCCAAAUAAAAGUUCACAGUCCGAUGAGGAUAACAUCUGAUCUGAUUUCCCCCAUGCUUGCUUGGACCAUGUUUUGACUUGGCCUACAUUGGGGCUUGGAGAGUCCAUCUUCUCCAUCUCAGAUGGUCCAUCCCCAUCUUCUCACCAAGGGGUUUGUAGAUGCUUGGCCUGGAUGGUCGGUGUGCAACCAGUAAAGGGCCUUGAGAUCUCUUGAUAUAACAUUCCAUAUUGGAAUUGAGUAGUUUCCAAUUUGAUGUUGAUCUGAUGUUCCCAGGGAGGUCUCAUCUCCACAUCCAAACCACAUCACCCGGGUGAGGGACACCCCUCUCCAUUGGAUGCAGCUCUCUACAGGGGACCAGAAAUCUGGGUCUCCCCUUGUGAGACUAGGCUGAAGCUGCCAUAACCUAAAGAUGGAGCAAGCACGUAAGCAGAGAGGACAAAAAGCAGGA